UUUUUAAAAAAAAAUUCUCCCCCUACAUGGCAAUGUGCCAAAUUUCCCCUCCACACCAGCACAAAAACAUUGACUCUAUAUACUAGCGAUACGUUGCCCCUCUGAAGUUCCGGAUAUUUUCACUUCUGUAAAGAUGAAAGUUGCACCAGCAGUGAUUGUGAUUUUUGGAGUCCUCCUGUUUUUUCCCUUGGUUGCUUUUAUUUCAAUCAUUUGAAAGGAGUAUUCAUUCACGAGUCGCCUUAUACUCGGGACACUAAGGCUUUAUGCUGAUUUCACUAUUUAGCAAUUUCAUUUUGGGAGUUGUUGCCAAGAUUGGAACAGCACCCCCUAGACAGAAGAUGGAAAGCAAUGGCUGCAUCCCGCUCUGCUGGAGCAAAGGGGCGUGCAUCUAUGCACAUUAUCCUUUACCAAAAUAUGACGGCCAGUUAGCCCCAGUAAGAACAUCUGAGUCAGGCAUGGCAGCAUCUUCCUAUUUGGAGCCCAAACUCAAUCACUCCGCAGCAAGUGGGUGUGGAGUGAAAUCUCGCUCCGGUGGUACUGGUGUCGGUACCAGCGGUUCUGCUGGUGGUCUCGAGCGGACUCCGGGUUCUAUAGACAGGGUUCUGAAGAUCUUCCACUACUUUGAGACAAAUAGUGAACCCAGCACCUGGGCGAGUAAUAUCAGACAUGGAGAUGCUACUGAUGUCAGGGGAGUCAUCCAAAAGAUAGCCGAAAUCCACAAAUUGCGCUGCGUCACUUCACUCGGCCUGCGUUUAACCCAUCUGCACACAGACGCACGCCACUGGUUACAUCCUGACUUGGGAGUUUGCCAUGUCAGGGAGAAAUAUGAGAAACAGCACCCACAAGAGGAGUGGAGGUAUGAGCUACGGAUGCGCUACUUUCCUAAAGGUUACCUCAGUCAUUUCUCAGAGGACAAACCUUCGCUCAACUACCUCUAUCACCAGGUAAAGAGUGACUACAUGCAACAUAUCGCCGAUCAAGUGGAUCAAGAGGUGGCGUUGAAACUAGGCUGUCUAGAAAUCAGGCGCUUCUUCAGAGAGAUGCCAGGAAAUGCUCUUGACAAGAAAUCCAACUAUGAGCUCCUCGAGAAAGAUGUUGGCUUGAGAAGGUUCUUCCCUAAAAGCCUGCUGGACUCUCUAAAGGCAAAAACGCUUCGCAAGCAUAUCCAGCAGACCUUUAAGCAGUUCGCCAACCUCAACGAUGAGGAGAGCAUCCACAAGUUUUUUGAUAUCAUCUCUCCCAUCUACCACUUUGAUAAGGAGUGCUUCAAAUGCGCAUUAGGGUCUAGCUGGGUAAUAUCAGUCGAGUUAGCAAUCGGGCCAGAGGAAGGAAUCAGCUACCUCACGGACAAAGGCUCAACGCCUACCCACCUAGCUAACUUCAACCAGGUUCAGUCCAUCCAGUAUUCACCUUUGGAGGAAAAAGAUAGGAAAGGCAUGCUGCAGCUAAACGUAGCUGGUGCUCCAGAGCCUCUCACAGUCACCACAGCUUCCUUGACCACAGCCGAAAACAUGGCUGAUUUGAUUGAUGGUUACUGUCGACUCUUCUCCUCCACGAGCCACUCCUUCAUUGUCAGAGUCCACAAGGAGGGCGAUCGAGCACUACCAUCCAUCCCAAAAGUAUCAAAUCACGAGCGGCGGAUGGAAAAACGGAUGGACGGAGUACGAACCAGAGCCGUUUGUGUGUCAGGGCACAAUAGUGGCGAUGAAACAGACGACUAUGCUGAGAUCAUAGAUGAGGAGGACACUUAUACAAUGCCUUCAAAAUACUAUGGACUAGAUCAAGCACAGGACUAUGAAAUCCAACGGGAUCGCAUUGAACUGGGCCGCUGCAUAGGCGAGGGUCAGUUUGGGGACGUCCACCAAGGAGUCUACAUCAGCCCGGAGAACCCAGCAUUGUCUGUGGCCGUCAAGACGUGUAAGAAUUCAACAUCGGACAGCGUCAGGGAGAAAUUUCUCCAGGAAGCAUUAACCAUGCGUCAGUUUGAUCAUCCUCACAUUGUGAAGCUGAUGGGCGUCAUUACAGAGAAUCCAGUCUGGAUCAUCAUGGAGCUUUGCACACUCGGAGAGUUACGUUCUUUCCUGCAAGUGAGGAAGUACAGUCUAGACCUGGCCACCCUUAUCUUGUACUCUUAUCAGCUCAGCACGGCACUGGCCUACCUCGAAAGCAAGCGCUUUGUGCACAGGGAUAUAGCAGCACGGAACGUCCUCGUAUCAACGGUCGACUGUGUGAAGCUGGGUGACUUUGGCCUGUCGAGAUACAUGGAAGACAGUUCUUAUUACAAAGCAUCGAAGGGUAAGCUGCCCAUUAAAUGGAUGGCUCCUGAGUCUAUAAACUUUAGAAGAUUUACUACAGCCAGUGACGUCUGGAUGUUUGGUGUCUGUAUGUGGGAAAUUCUGAUGUAUGGCAUCAAGCCUUUCCAAGGUGUAAAAAACAACGACGUCAUUGGGAGGAUAGAGAAUGGCGAACGACUGGCCAUGCCCCCUCAGUGCCCCCCUACCCUAUACAGCUUGAUGACAAAGUGUUGGUCGUAUGAUCCUAGCAAAAGGCCGCGCUUCAAUGAACUGAAAAGCCAGCUCAGUACUAUACUAGAAGAGGAGAAGGCCCAGCAGAAGGAGAGAAACAGGAUGGAGAUGAGAAGGCAGGUCACAGUAUCUUGGGACUCGGGAGGGUCUGAUGAAGCACCACCAAAACCUAGCAGACCAGGUUACCCCAGUCCCCGCUCCAGUGAAGGCUAUUACCCCAGUGCCCAGCAUUCUGGACAUUACCAGAUGACAGGUUACCCCGGCCCUCACACGCUGCCAUCAGUGCCCAGCGCCCUUUACCCACCGCAGGCCACGAUGCUGGAGACGCAUCACGCACACACGCACCCGCGUCACCAUGUCCACGCACACUCGCAUGUACAGCAUCUUCCUCAGUCGCAUGGACAGGAUAUGGCACAUUGGGGUUCGGCUAUGGAGGACAUUGCAAUAGACACGCAGCAGUGUGUAGGCCAACAGUGCCUGUUAAUGGAGGAACAGCUGAUGAUGCAGCAGCAACAGAUGGAGGAGGAUCAGAGGUGGCUGGAGCAGGAGGAAAGGCUGCUGGUAACACACAGCACACACAGAGGACAAGACGAGAUCUUUACAGGCCAUAAACCAGAAACCAGAAGUUCUCGAGGGAGUCUGGACCGAGAUGAUGGAGUACUCCAGCCACCAACGGGAAACCAACACAUAUACCAGCCCGUUGGCAAAGCAGAGCUUGUGGCCCCACCGAAGAAACCACCACGACCCGGGGCCCAAAGCCAAGGGUGCAGUUUGGCCGGUCUGAACACUGCAGACAGCUACAACGAUGGAGUGAAGCCCUGGCGGCUACAGCACCAAGAGAUCAGCCCCCCUCCCACCGCCAAUCUGGACCGUUCCAACGACAAGGUAUACGAGAAUGUGACCGGGUUGGUUAAAGCUGUGAUCGAGAUGUCGAGCAAGAUCCAACCCGCCCCUCCCGAGGAGUACGUUCCCAUGGUCAAGGAUGUGGGCCUCGCAUUGAGGACGUUGCUGGCCACAGUCGAUGAAACCUUACCACAACUUCCAGCCAGCACACACAGAGAGAUCGAGAUGGCACAAAAGCUUUUAAAUUCGGACUUAGCAGAACUGAUUGGGAAAAUGAAGCUCGCUCAACAGUAUGUGAUGACAAGUCUUCAGCAAGACUAUAAGAAGCAGAUGCUAACCGCCGCUCACGCCCUCGCUGUGGACGCGAAAAAUCUGCUGGAUGUCAUUGACCAAUCCCGGCUCAAGAUGAUGGCCCAGUCCCGUCCACAUUAGCACCGCGGGUGUUGUUCACCGACUGGUGGGAUCAGUCUACUUCCUUAUCUGUGAGAGUUGUUGGAACUUUCCAACCAAAACGCUAGACAAUUGGAGUCGGGCGGAGGCCCUGAUAUCAUUGUGACCUCGAUGUAAUCACGGAGCUGAUCCCUUAUUUAACUCUGCACCACUGUGAGAUCUUUUUUUUUUUUUUUUUUUUUUAAAGAACUUAGCAAAACAAUUCCUGAAUCAGGGAUUUGUCAUCUUUGUGGACUAAACUGGGAGAAAGAGAGGAAUAAUCGGAUGGUUUGGAAAUACAACACCACGGAUGAGGCCAGCAACGUUGGCCCUGAAUCAAUUCCAAUUGUUGGAGUAGGCCAAGCCAUUAAAAUGUGACUCUUUCGACUAUCAUCAUAUCACAAGGAAGCGACUCCAGCAUGUCAGCAGUUUUUUAAAGUCAUGUUUUUUUCCCCCUCCGACUUUUCACAGUUUUUUCCCCCCUCCCACCCUCUUAUUUAUAGCGUCAUGAACGGAAGACACGAUAUAGAACACUAAAGGACAACCUUUUUCUUACUUUUCAUCUUACUGACUGUUUUCUUGUCUUCCUCAUUCAGCUCCGGUUUGAAAGAUCCUUGAUGAAGCCACCUCAGAUCUCACUGAGUUUGCUCUUUAUCGUACAUCGUUUUGAAUCACAGUCAUUGUCUAACCUGAAAACUCAAACACAUUCAAUCCCAGCAGCACGGAGGAGGAUGAAAAUGAAGGAGGGUCUUCUCUUUGUCUCACUUUCACUGUCCCCUGCGCCAUCAUAUCCGCCAGUGAUUUGCCAGCAAUGCAAAUAAACCCGAGCACGGCGCCCUUGGCGUAGAAGAUCCUGACAUGUUGAGCCACUAAACUUGAACUUCAUCUGCAAACUCACGAGAUUGGACUGAGAACACAAAAAGUCCACCCGUGUGGCAUGACAUAGUGGCAGGGAGGAGAGCGUAUUUGCACAGCACCAAAA
Messenger RNA from Syngnathus acus (greater pipefish), 4779 nucleotides. RefSeq names its product focal adhesion kinase 1-like. The transcript has 35 exons. Gene Ontology annotation, molecular function: ATP binding; protein tyrosine kinase activity. Lineage: Eukaryota; Metazoa; Chordata; Actinopteri; Syngnathiformes; Syngnathidae. Gene Ontology annotation, cellular component: cytoskeleton; focal adhesion. Gene Ontology annotation, biological process: signal complex assembly; protein phosphorylation. The coding region runs from base 264 to 3800 and encodes 1178 amino acids. The record is from RefSeq and is a predicted model, not a curated record.